GAGAGCACACACAUGGGAAGCGUUUAAAAAGAUUCCGAAAAGAGUUGGAAGGUUGUCAGAAAGCCUCAGCAGCUGGUCGGUACCGCAGCUAAUUAACAUACAGCCUGUUUAUUUAACUCCUCCGGGUUUUCUGAGGACUUCCGUGCUCUCGGACAGAGUACCGCAACCUGUUUCCUCCAUUUUUUCCCCCCUUCUUUUUCUUCUUUUUCUUCCCUCGGCUCCAUCUGCUGACAGACACACACUGCAGGAUGACAACACAUUUCAGGAGCGGCCCGGCUUUUGGACUUUCUGCUGAGGUCAAGAGUAAGCUGGCUGGGAAGUACGACCUACACAAGGAGGAGGAGCUGAGGCUGUGGAUCGAGGACGUGACCGGCAAACGAAUCGGAGAGAACUUCAUGGAGAGUCUGAAGGACGGAGUCUUGUUGUGCGAACUUAUUAAUAUUCUACAGCCAGGUUCAGUGAGGAAGAUCAACCACUCCAGUCAGAACUGGCACCAGCUGGAAAACAUUGGGAAUUUCGUCCGCGCCAUCUCGGAGUACGGCCUGAAGCCGCACGACAUCUUCGAGGCCAACGACCUGUUUGAGAACGUCAACCACACGCAGGUUCAGUGCUCCCUCAUCGCCCUGGCCGGAAUGGCCAAAUCGAAAGGUUUCCAUUCAAAGUACGAUCUGGGCGUCAAGUACGCUGAGAAGCAGCAGCGGCACUUUGCUCCCGAGAAGCUCAGGGAAGGACGGAACAUCAUCGGCCUGCAGAUGGGCACCAACAAACUCGCUAGCCAAAAGGGCAUGACCUCCUACGGUACACGACGCCAUCUUUACGAUGCCAAGAUCGCCAUGGAUACCCCAUUGGACCAGUCCACCAUCAGCCUACAAAUGGGCACCAAUAAGGGGGCCAGUCAGGCCGGCAUGAUGGCACCAGGAACCAGGCGGCACAUCUUCGACAAGAAGCUGCAGCUGGAAAAAUGCGACACCUCCACCAUCUCCCUGCAGAUGGGCACCAACAAGGUGGCCUCCCAGCAGGGCAUGACCACCUACGGCCUGCCCCGCCAGGUCUACGACACCAAGUACUGCGCCAACCCCGUGGACACCUACUACAACAACGGCAGCGAGGUCGAGUUCGACGGCUACAACCAGUACUCUGACUAAAGAAGCCACGCCCCUCUCCCCACAGGGGUCCCUCCCCUUUGCUUUAACGCCAGACAACCAUCCACAGCGACGAGCAAAGCCUCCAGACUCUGAAUGACGUCACGGCGUCAUUAGUUUCCCCCCAUCGCUUUUUUUCCCAAACAUGUUUUUACAGCGAAGGAUUUUAUAUUUUGCUUUUCCAUGAGCACAAGAUAAAAUAAAAUGUUGUUUACACUGGCCUUGCGUUGCAAAAAAUAUAGGUCAUGCUGUGGCUGACUUCUGUUGCCGUGGUUAUUGUUGUUUGUAGAAAAUACCCACGCAAAGAAGUUGAGAUAUAUUGAUCUUUGCUAUUUAUAGUUUUUUUGUUUUGUUUUUUUUCGUUUUAUAGCUUUUUUUUUUUUUAUUCACAGAUUUUAACUCUUGACACCUUAACUUCUCGUUCUGAUGGGAGUAGAAUCAGGAAGUUGGUGCUAUUGAACUUUGACCCAGCCACAUUAAAAGUUCCGCAGGCUGGAAGGAAAGUUUGGGAAGUAAAAGUCGGAGCCCCGGAUUGAUCCGUAAAACGACAGACGCCGAUCCAGCAACGUUAGCCAUCAGGGAGCGCUGACCUGUGGGAGCGCUGACCUUUGUUGGCGGCAUUCGGUUUUCCGAGGAAACGUUCGGAAUGAUUUUCAGUCACAACCGUUCACCGCUUUCACAGAGGAACACGCGUAUGUGUAAUGUUGUGUAGUCAUAGGUGUGGAAAAUGUAUUUAUCAGUAGUUUCUUGUAUUGCACGCAAGUCCACUUAAGUCACUCUUUGUGCUUUUGUCAGCAGUUUCCUUUAGUUGUUAAUUUAGGCUUUGGUGGUGUUUCUUCACUUGCACUUGAGGUUUUGCUUAGAAAAUGGCGGUGGAAUGUCGCGAGCUAUAGUUAUUCAGAAACGACUAAUAAUUUAGUAUCACUACAGUGGCGCCCCCGGGAAACGCAAUUAAAGAACCGCAACCAUUAGCAAUUUAUUAAAACCUGCAAAUAACUGAGACUCCUCUCAAAAGUUCAUCACUAAGGGUGUACCGAUUGCCAUAUUUUGGCCGAUCAUCGACCGUUAAGGAGCCUGGCGAUUUUUAUUUUUUUUGUAUCCCUCCCCCUCUAAACGUGGCUACGAAGUUGCUAAGUUGGCAACAGUGGGGUGACUACUGUUAAGCGCUCAUGUACCGAUGUGACAUAGUGGGCAGAUUUCCGUCGGCACUCUCACCGCAGAGAAAUGGGGAAACGGGCUGAUAUUUUAUUUUUUUUAGACUUUUGCAGAUGUAAAUAAGACCCAAGUGUACCUACCGAUUAUCCAAAAUUACGUAAAUCAGUCGGCCUCAUCAGUGCCCCCCUAUUUAACUGCCCUUUCCUUUAAGUAGUUCAAAUACUAAACAUACCUUAUAUUAUUUUGAAUUUCUCAGAUGUGCUCUGCAGAGAAAUCAGCAAAUAGCCGAUUAAUUUGGUUGUCUGCUGAAAUGAGAAAUCUGCGUAGGUGAAUCUGUGAAUACUGGUCCUCAAUUGGGCCGGGGGCACCACUGUACACAUAUCGAUGAUAUCAAGUGAAGUAAAAUAAUUUCUUUUGCCUGAUGAAUAAUAAUGAAGCAUCACUUUGCUUGAGAUGUAGGAGAUUAAUCUUCAAUGGUGAUUGAUGACCAAAACCCUAGGAGGACUUUCUCCAGUCACUAAUGUCUUUUGUGGAAUCUGGAGGGUUUUAUUGGCCACAACGGCAUCAGGAAAACCCUCACCCUCAAAUCCAACUGUAACACCUGGGACCAACCACAAAGAGCAGGUAUCGGGAACAGCGUGCCACCAUUCUCAAAUCUGAUUGGCUUAUAGACGAGGGCUGAGUACCAGCAACUAAUGGAGAAAUAAAUGGGGCCAAGCUGCUUGCUGAAACCUUACUAAAAUCAGACCUAGAGAAAUAUUUCUGAUCAUUGUCACUUUAUUGUAAGGUUGCAGAUGCCACUCAUCAUUGUGAUAUAUUAUCCAAUUAGCUGUUGCUAAGAACGUCUGCAGUUCAUAUUAAUUGGAAGUACGCCAUCUAGUGUCGCUUGCAUGACUUAUCAAUCCACCACUUUUAUAAAUUCUUUUUUAUUGUUGUUGUUGAAUUUACUGUUUCCAAUUUAGUUUUUUUUUUUGGAUUGUGCACUAAACUGAAUGUUUUCAUUCUGUCACCACAACAGCAACGAUGUGGGCUUCGUUGUAAAUAAGCAGUUUCACCGUAAAAUUCUGUUCCAGGAUCGCUGUGCGCCUUUCA
Molecule: messenger RNA, 3389 nt
Organism: Gambusia affinis (western mosquitofish)
Lineage: Eukaryota; Metazoa; Chordata; Actinopteri; Cyprinodontiformes; Poeciliidae
Gene: cnn1b
Product: calponin 1, basic, smooth muscle, b
Exons: 7
Coding region: 249-1145 (298 amino acids)
Biological process (GO): actomyosin structure organization
Molecular function (GO): actin binding
Source: RefSeq, a predicted model, not a curated record